AUGUUUAAAAGACCAUUUGUUCCUGUUAAUACGAAAGGCGUAAACAAUUUAGCUAAAAAGUUUACUCCAGUAUCAAGAAACCUUAAAUUUACUCUAUUGACAUAUAAUAUUUUAUCACCUUCAUAUAUGUGGCCAAAAGUUUACACAUAUGUGCCAGAAAAAUAUAAAGAUUGGAAUUUCAGACAUAAAUUGCUGGAACAUGAAAUAAUGCAUUUAUAUAAAGCUGAUAUUAUGUGUUUUCAAGAAAUGACACAUAAAGAUUAUAAUGAGUUUUGGGCUCCUAUGGCUUUACAGAAACUUCAGAUGAAAUCUAAGUUUAUUUCUAAGACAGCCCCUAAAUAUUGGACAUCCUCUGACGAACAGUUAGACGGAUGCAGUAUAUUUUACAAUCAAAAUAUGUUCGAAUUCAUCUCUUCCAAAGGAAUCUAUUUAAAUCAAUUAUUAAGUGCUUUCAAUGAACAGGAAUUAUUAUAUCUAUCCACUAGAGAAUUACAAUUGACUGACGGUGGCGGCAAUCCAAUGGGUACGACUAGUCUUUUACAAUUUUUAAGAGAUAGAAAUCAAGUCUGUCUCUUUGUUACUUUAAGACAUAAACCUUCAGAUCUGAUUUUUGUUAUUAUAAAUACUCAUCUUUAUUGGAAAUAUGAUGAUGUAAAGUUGUCACAAUGUUUAGUCAUAAUGAGAGAAUUAAAUAGCAUUGUAAAUGGUCUACUAAAAGCAGCAAAAGAGGAUUUGGAUGUAACUAGUGAUAAAGUUAGAAUACUUUUUACUGGUGAUUUGAAUUCUACUAAAAAGGAAACGGUCAUUAAUUUCCUUAGAGGCCAAAUUAUUAAUACAAUGGACUUGAAUCUUGUUAACCCAAUGAGAACAUAUUUAAAUCAUUGUGUGUAUGAUGAUAUUCCAAGGGAAUGUUUUGAAUAUACAUGUUAUUCUGGGAAAUUGAAAGGUAUAUUCGACUAUAUUUGGUACCAUGAUACACAUUUUGAAUUAUCAAAAAUUCUUAAUGGUAAAGAAGUAUCUAAAGAAUUGAAAUUUAAGAAUCAAUUUGGUUUACCAAAUGACGACCAUCCAAGUGAUCAUAUACCUUUAUUAGCAGAGUUUAAAAUUUUACUUUGA
Molecule: messenger RNA, 1116 nt
Organism: Arxiozyma heterogenica
Lineage: Eukaryota; Fungi; Ascomycota; Saccharomycetes; Saccharomycetales; Saccharomycetaceae
Gene: NGL1
Product: RNA exonuclease
Exons: 1
Coding region: 1-1116 (371 amino acids)
Biological process (GO): nuclear-transcribed mRNA poly(A) tail shortening
Cellular component (GO): nucleus; cytoplasm; CCR4-NOT complex
Molecular function (GO): poly(A)-specific ribonuclease activity
Source: RefSeq, a predicted model, not a curated record